This is a messenger RNA of Exophiala viscosa, 2801 nucleotides long. Its product is annotated as protein transporter SEC23. NCBI's taxonomy places the organism in Eukaryota, Fungi, Ascomycota, Eurotiomycetes, Chaetothyriales, Herpotrichiellaceae. Gene Ontology annotation, molecular function: zinc ion binding; GTPase activator activity. The transcript is spliced from 3 exons. Gene Ontology annotation, biological process: endoplasmic reticulum to Golgi vesicle-mediated transport; COPII-coated vesicle cargo loading; intracellular protein transport. The coding region runs from base 209 to 2512 and encodes 767 amino acids. Gene Ontology annotation, cellular component: COPII vesicle coat; endoplasmic reticulum exit site. The record is from RefSeq and is a predicted model, not a curated record.
CAGUAAACUUGACAGAGUGGCCGAGCGCGUAUACAAGUUCCCAGAGGCCAACUAACAAACUCCAAGCCCAUCUUGCGUCGGGGCAGGCUCUACCUAAGAAGCACAAUCUCAUUUCGAUCAAUUUGACCUCUCCGGCCGCCUUCACCACCUCUCAUUGCAUCUUCCAGCAUGCACUGUUGAAGCCGGUCCGGGUCACGAACAUACCAAGAUGGAUCAAGCACAGUACGAUGCGAUUAAGGACAAUUGGGCGGAGGUGGAGGAUAGAGAUGGCGUCAGACUCAGCUGGAACAUUAUCCCAUCGUCGCGCAUGGAAGCGAACAGACUGGUGGUACCUCUGAGUGUGAUGCUCACACCUCUGAAGGAGCUUAACAAACCUCUCCUGAACUACGAACCUGUUACCUGCAAGCCUCCUUGUCGAGCAGUCCUCAAUCCAUUCGCGAAUGUUGACGUUCGGGCAAAGAUAUGGAUAUGUCCCUUCUGUCUGCAGAGAAAUCAAUUGCCUCGUCACUAUGGAGAUAUCAGCGCCGAGAACGUCCCUCCAGAGAUGCACAGUCUAAACACCACAGUUGAAUACCAACUUGCUCGACCUGCGCCAGCUCCGCCGAUCUUCGUCUAUGUCGUCGAUACCGCGAUAGAAGAUGACAGCCUGCAAGCCUUGAAGGAGACCUUGGUCAUGAGCUUGUCAUUACUUCCUGCGAACGCACUGGUUGGAUUGGUCACGUUUGGCACAAACGUCGCUGUUCAUGAGAUAGGAUAUACAGAGUGCCAGAAGUCAUACGUGUUCAGGGGGAGCAAAGACUAUGCCGCAAAGCAGGUCCAAGAGAUGCUCGGCCUCGCAGCCCCAGGACUGAGACCCAACGUUCCUCCGCAGCAAGGCCGACCUCCUCCACCAAUGGGACCGGCAGCUCGAUUCCUCCUCCCAGUUCAACAAGCCGAAUUUCAGAUUACAAACGCGAUUGAACAGCUACAGAAGGAUCCGUGGCCUGUUGCAAACGACCGUCGUCCACUAAGAGCGACAGGUGUUGCUAUGAGCAUCGCUGUGGGCUUGUUGGAGACCUCGUUCCAAAAUGCAGGAGCUAGAAUAAUGCUCUUUGCGGGUGGUGCGGCUACAGAAGGUCCCGGCCUUGUGGUUGGUCCCGAGCUACGUGAACCCAUUCGAUCACAUCACGACAUUGAUCGUGAUAAUGUCAAAUACUUCAAGAAGGCUAUGAAGUUCUACGAGACGUUGGCCAAACGAACGGCUCACAACGGACACAUCAUUGACCUCUAUGUCGGCUGCCUCGAUCAAGUUGGUCUCCUCGAGAUGAAGAGUCUGGCGAACUCCACUGGUGGCCAUAUGGUCUUGACAGACAGCUUCACUUCGUCCCAGUUCAAGCAGUCGUUCGUACGAGUCUUCGACAAGGACGAGAAUGACAACCUCCUUAUGGGAUUCAAUGGCUCACUUGAAGUCGUUACGACAAAAGAGCUCAAGGUCACUGGCCUUAUUGGGCAUGCUGUAUCACAGAACAAGAAGUCAGCCUCUGUUGGCGAGACCGAAUGUGGCAUUGGAAACACGUGUCUUUGGAAGAUGUGUGGUGUCGAUCCCACAUCGAGUUAUGGUGUUUACUUUGAAGUCGCCAAUCAAGGUGGCCCGACACCAGUUCAACAAGGUCCGCAACGUGGCAUGAUGCAGUUCUUGACCUACUAUCAACACUCUUCUGGACAGUAUCAUCUGCGCGUUACGACAGUCGCAAGGAAUCUUAGUGGACCUGCCGGUGAUCCAGCCUUGGCACAAUCCUUUGACCAAGAAGCUGCUGCAGUACUCAUGGCGAGGAUUGCAGUCUUCAAAGCCGAGGUCGACGAUGGUCCCGAUGUAUUGAGAUGGGUCGACCGAAUGCUCAUUCGACUCUGCUCACGCUAUGCAGAUUACCGCAAAGACGAUCCCACCUCCUUCCGACUCGACAAAAACUUCACUUUGUAUCCCCAAUUUAUGUUCCACCUUCGCCGAUCGCAAUUCUUACAAGUGUUCAACAAUUCACCAGAUGAAACUGCAUUCUACCGGCACGUGCUCAACCAUGAGUACGUUGGCGACUCUUUGAUCAUGAUACAGCCAACCUUAGAUUCUUAUGGUCUUGAGCAAGAGGGUGGCAUGCCGGUGCUGCUUGACUCUGCAUCUAUUCAGCCUCAAACCAUACUCCUCCUCGACACGUUCUUCCAGAUCCUCAUUUUCCACGGCGAGACGAUGGCGGAGUGGCGCAAAGCUGGCUACCACGAACAGGAAGGUUAUGAGAACUUCAAAGCUGUUCUCGAAGCACCAAAGGAGGACGCUCGAGAAUUGGUUCAAGAUCGUUUCCCUUUGCCUAGAUUUAUUAUUUGCGACGCUGGAGGCUCCCAGGCUCGUUUCCUCCUGUCGAAACUGAAUCCAUCGACCACUCACGCCACUGGAGGAUAUGGAGGUGUUUCGCAAACCGCACAGACGAUUUUCACCGAUGAUGUGUCUUUGCAGACUUUCAUGGAUCAUCUCAUGAAGUAAGUCCGUCCGAUUCCUCACGAGUUUGUUUGUGCUAACGGAUUUAGGCUUGCUGUGUCUGGUUCCAGCUAAAAGUAGAUGAGGGACCGAAUACUAGGAGCAAGGCAAUGAGAUGACCGAGGACGAGUAGAUAGAGCUCGGAGUCGAUGUUGAUGGUAGAGAUUGUUAGUACUCCGUGCCAAACCAUGAUUGCCAUCCACAAACUGUCGUCUCUGGUCCACCGUAGAAAUACGCCCUGCUCACGUGCCUGCUUUAGGUGUGUUGGGACAAAACCACUGGAUUAGGGAUUACG